Messenger RNA from Diplodia corticola, 1725 nucleotides. RefSeq lists its product as uncharacterized. Lineage: Eukaryota; Fungi; Ascomycota; Dothideomycetes; Botryosphaeriales; Botryosphaeriaceae. Bases 1 to 1725 code for a protein of 574 amino acids. The record is from RefSeq and is a predicted model, not a curated record. The transcript has 2 exons.
AUGUCAGGUAUCGAAGUGGCUGGGCUUGUCCUCGGUGCGCUUCCGCUGAUCAUCCAUGCAAUCACAGUGUAUGCAGAUGGUGUCUCCACGGUAGAACGCUAUUUCAAAUAUGAGAUACCGUUGCGCAGCCUCCAUCGGUCCCUCGAAGCGGAGUUCGUGAUAUAUCAGAACACUUGCGAGGAAUUGCUCAACGGUAUCGUCAAGGAUAAUGAGGAACGUGCAGCUCUUCUCAACAACCCUGGUGGACCGGAUUGGAAGAAAGCGGUAUUGGAAGAGAAGCUGAAAGAUCGCCUAUCGAGGUCCUACAUGGCUUACGUCGGGGCCAUGGAGGAUAUGAAAGAUGCAAUGUUAGAUAUGAAGAAGCUCCUGAAGCUGGAUAAGAGCGGAAAGGUCCAGCUUCACCCCUCCAGCAAGUUCAGAAAGGAAUACCACCGGUUGCGCUUCAGCUUGAAGAAGUCGGAGUACGACGGUCUUGUGGCUAAGGUGCAGCAACUGAACGCGACACUUCGUACAUUGACCCAGCAGACACUGGCAUUGGAACCAACCCGCUCAAAACGCCAGAUACCCGAGUUCGAUACCAUCCGCAACUAUGCUGCCGCAGUCUACAACCUCAUUUGCGCUGGUCUCAAGUGUGGUUGCCCAUCGACUCAUGGCAUCAACUUACGACUUGAAGGCAUGAUGAAAUGCAGUUCCUCUGCAGGCCUGCCUCCGUUUCGCGUAGUGCUCUCGUACAGCUCACAGGUGGCUGCACAACCAGGCACACCAUGGACUGUAGAGGCAGUAGACAUCCACCCUUUUCAAGUUCAAACUUGCGCACCACCCACAAAACAACAUCAGAGUCUUGGUAAAAAAGCUGCAAAGAAAGUCACAUUCCAGCCUGUGGCAGGACAAGCAUCUGCCCCAGCCACCAACACGGCCGAGCCCGGACCAGCACAGACACAAAACCUGCUGCAGAUCAAGAACUUAUGCCAAACCAUCUGCUCCAUCAAGGGCUCCUGCAUAGACACCUGCCUGGGCUACCUGGAAGACGACAUCACAAAACAAAGACUCAGCCUACACCAGCCGCGGGAAUCCUUCACCGCACAAACCGUGCCCUCAUUCCUCUCCCUCCACAGCGUCCUCGCAUCGAACGCCACGGGACGCCGCCGCCUCUCCACCGGCCACCGCCUACGCCUCGCCGUCCUACUCUCCACCAACCUCCUCCAACUCCACCGCACGCCCUGGCUGACCGAAACCUGGGACCACAACGACAUCACCUUCCUCGCCAGCACAGGCAGCGCCGACGACUUCAGAGACCCUUUCAUCUCCCGCACACCACCAACACCUCGCGAUCACAUCACUGACAACGGCCGCGUCCCCACCGCACGCCCACCACCCCUCAACCCCGGCACCGUCCUCAACCGCCCCCUCUUCGCCCUCGGCAUCCUCCUCAUCGAGCUGUGUCUCGGCCAGCCGUUCGACGAGCUGCGCACGCGGGCCGGACACGCGUUGAUGCCCGUGGCGAGCGCCGCGCCGUCCGACUUCGUCGUCGCAGACCGGCUGCUGGACGACGUGACGGCCGAGUCGGGCGACCGCUACGCGGACGCCGUGAGGCGGUGCGUGCGGUGUACGUUUGAUACGCGGAAGUUCGAUUUGGAGGACGAGGGGUUCCGGCGGGCGGUGUAUGAGGGGGUGGUGGCGCCGUUGGAGGAGAAUUUGUUGGACUUUAAUGGGCUGGUGGUGUGA